This is a messenger RNA of Gadus morhua (Atlantic cod), 1788 nucleotides long. It is a transcript of the gene tnfaip1, whose product is annotated as tumor necrosis factor, alpha-induced protein 1 (endothelial). Gene Ontology annotation, biological process: protein ubiquitination; proteasome-mediated ubiquitin-dependent protein catabolic process; negative regulation of Rho protein signal transduction. The transcript is spliced from 9 exons. The record is from RefSeq and is a predicted model, not a curated record. Gene Ontology annotation, cellular component: Cul3-RING ubiquitin ligase complex. NCBI's taxonomy places the organism in Eukaryota, Metazoa, Chordata, Actinopteri, Gadiformes, Gadidae. Gene Ontology annotation, molecular function: protein binding; ubiquitin-protein transferase activity. The coding region runs from base 408 to 1367 and encodes 319 amino acids.
AUACUCACGUUGGCUAAUGGCUAGUCAGUGGGCUGAUGUUUAAUUUUUUACCUAAUAAGACAUUAUUUUAAUAACUGGCAUACUUCAGACCAAAUAGUAUUUAUGUUUGCGAGCCCUUACUGUUAUAAAGUGUGCCGUUUUCGAACAAGAAGAGAAAUAACACGUCAAGUCUGGCCUUAUGUUUUUGGAGUUCUAACUUCACAAUUCAAUACAUCUAGCCACAUUCCAUUCCUUGUAAAGGGAUACACCAUAAAGAGAUAUCAGUAGGGGUAGGUGACAUCCUCCCUUGCCUUGUAACAUAUGAGCUGGACUGGGGAGAGGCUGUGGCGGCCUCCCCAGUAGCCGGCACCACGGCGGGGGACCUGCGGACUUCGGUCUGCAGGGUGGUCAUCUACCUCCGAAAAGAUAUGUCCGGUGCAAGCGCUCUACACGCGCCGCAGACUCUGGAUGACCCUCCUCUAGCCUGCCCCAAGACCAAGACCUGCACCAGCCGCACUGCGGUGGGCCCUGGGAAGUAUGUCAGACUAAAUGUGGGAGGAACCCUGUUUUACACUACACUGGAGGUGCUGACCAGACAGGACUCCAUGCUGAAAGCCAUGUUCAGUGGAAAGCAGGAAGUCUUUACCGAUAGAGAAGGCUGGAUCCUGAUUGACCGCAGUGGGAAGCACUUUGGCAGCAUCCUGGGCUACCUGCGGGAGGGAGCGGCUACUCUGCCCAAAGGCCACCAAGCUGUCCUGGAGUUGUUAGCGGAGGCCAAGUUCUACCUCCUACAGGGCCUGGAGGAGCUGUGCCAAAGCAGUCUGCAGGAAAACGAAGAGCAGGCACAGUGUGUCAUACCUGUAAUCACUUCUAUGAAGGAGGAAGAGAGGCUCAUAGAGGCAUGUACCAAGCCUGUGGUUAAGUUGGUGUACAACAGAAGCAAUAACAAGUACUCGUAUACCAGCACCUCGGACGACAACAUGCUGAAGAACAUCGAGCUGUUCGACAGACUGUCCAUGCGCUACAACGGUCGCAUCCUCUUCAUCAAGGACGUUAUCGGAGACGAGAUCUGCUGCUGGUCCUUUUACGGCCAGAGCCGCAAGCUGGCCGAGGUGUGCUGCACCUCCAUCCUCUACGCCACGGAGAAGAAGCAGACCAAGGUGGAGUUCCCGGACGCGCGGAUCUACGAGGAGACCCUGAACACCCUCCUGUACGAGAGCGCCCCCGCUCCCGACCACACCCUCCUGGAGGCCACCCGCCGGUGCCACGCCCCCUGUGGCUCCCAGAGCGAGGAAGACGACGUGCCGGGGGUGGAGCUUCGCGAGCGAGUCCGGCGGACCCACGUCAAGCGGUACAGCACCUAUGACGACCGGCCGCUAGGACACUGAAGCCGUCACUGUGGCGCGCGCACACACACACACACACACACACACACAGACACAGACACACACACAGACACACACACACUUGCCUUUCUUCCAGUUGCAAAAAUCAGGUCCUGCACCACUGUGUGCAAUAGUACAAAAUAAUAACAAUUUAACAAAGCUAAAAUCAAACCUUUUUACAAAAUAUAUUGAGGCCGCAUGGCAUUGUCGACAUAAUUAUAACCCCAAUGUAUUUAUUUAAUUUGGAGGUUUCAAAAUUGCUGCUUCCAAUUGCUUAAACCUUGUGAGUCUAGGGUUAUGAUCUGAUGCUAAUAUGCACUUUGGUGUCAAAAAAUGCGGAGGAGGAUUGCAAUCAUGUUCUAGUGCAACCGAUUCUAGUGCGUGGCAAGAUUUGUGAAUGAAUAAAGAGUUUCAUAUGAAUGAA